Messenger RNA from Acanthisitta chloris (rifleman), 330 nucleotides. RefSeq names its product glutamyl-tRNA(Gln) amidotransferase, subunit C (gene GATC). Gene Ontology annotation, biological process: mitochondrial translation; regulation of translational fidelity; glutaminyl-tRNAGln biosynthesis via transamidation. Gene Ontology annotation, cellular component: glutamyl-tRNA(Gln) amidotransferase complex; mitochondrion. The annotation marks the transcript as partial. The transcript is spliced from 3 exons. Gene Ontology annotation, molecular function: glutaminyl-tRNA synthase (glutamine-hydrolyzing) activity. NCBI's taxonomy places the organism in Eukaryota, Metazoa, Chordata, Aves, Passeriformes, Acanthisittidae. The record is from RefSeq and is a predicted model, not a curated record.
CUAAACGUGUCAGUGGACGUGCUGCAGCACUUGGAGCACCUGGCCCUGGUGGAUUUCCGUGACUCCGAGGGCGUGGAGCGGCUGCAGAAAGCAAUCCAGUUUGCUGAUCAGCUUCAGGAAGUAAACACUGAUGGUGUGGAACCCAUGGAUUCAGUCCUGGAGGACAGGUGUCUGUAUCUCAGAGCAGAUGAUGUGACAGAAGGCAACUGCACCAAAGAGCUGAUGGAAAAUGCCAGAGAGAAAGUAGAGGAAUAUUUUGUAGCUCCACCAGGUAACAUCCCUUUACCAAAGCUGGAGGAACGAGAGACUUUCCUGCAGGGCUCUCAGUGA